CGUGUAGGAAAGAUAGUGUGUAUCCGGACGUGGUGGAGGGUGGAUGUUGCUGCUCCUCCAGGCUGUCAUGGUCGUCCCCUGUGUUCUCACUCCUCGUACACGCCUCCGUAUAACGCUACGGGUGUUGAGCCCACGGGAACCUUGUUACAGCGGCCUGGCUGGGGACGUGGAUACAGCGACCGAGUAGUGUACAUCGCGGGACUGUUUUACUUGGCGGUCUUUGGGGGCAAGAGGACCAAAUGGCCGGGGUCAUUAGGGUGAUGUUGGCUACAGUGAUUGUCGCCUCCACCGUCCACUCCCAGGACUGGUCUGAUGGUUGUAUAGUGUCACGUGUUCCGGAUCAGCGUGUACGUGAUCAGACCCUGGACGCAUUGCCGGAGUUCCUGCCAAACAACACUGGGCAAAGUCCUAUUCUGGCCAGUUGGAAACUGUGGCCAGGCUCGGGGAGCGAGUCGGAGGCCAUGACCGCGUCCUGGGGCCUCGGCACCUUGUAUGUCUCCUACAGAAAGUCCAAGAACUCCUCGGACUCUGUGAAUGUAACAGAAUCCCAAAGUCCAGCAGGGUUCUCUAUGGAGAAUGUUGUCAUCAUGAAGAAUUGUACUCAAGGCCAGUCCAUAUGGAUGAUGACGAACAAUAACAAAGUGCGGAAGUUUGAGUUGGACGACUCUGCCACCUUCACCAUUGUGAUGACGGAGGAAGUCCCUCUCCAUGUGACCUUCCACAACAGUUCCUUCACUCUUUGUUACAAGGGCCACCACCGAGAGCCGUGUAAUAAUGCUCGCAAGGGACUGGCGCCUUAUGUUGCUAUGAGGCUCCGGUUUACGCUCGCUGACACCGGCUAUCAGGUCUUCACUAACGGGCAGGUCAUAAGGAAUGAGACAUGGAACAACACUCUCUCCAAGACACUGACCGUCACUUUGUCAGUGGGAGGUACUAUGAAGCCAACCUACCUCAUCCGCCACCACCCGUCUCUCAUCCGCCGACCCGUCCCCCAGGACCCACCAGUGGUGUCUGCUGCUGUGGUGACGCUGUCUGUGAUUGUGGCAGUGCAGGCGAUCAUCCUGCUGUGUCUCCUGUGGCGCUACACUGAUGUCUGUGCGUACCUGACGUGUAAGAGAUCUGGCGUUGGAAGUUUGAGGAUUGAGGGCAACAAGGUGUACCCAGAACACCCCCAACCCCCCAUUACCAGCACCACCAGCAAGGUGGAGCCCCUCCCACUACCACCACCACGACCCGCCAACACACUCGCUGACCCACUACACAAAAUAGCAGAAGAAUCACAUGGCGACUGCGAAGUCGACUAUGUGACCCCGCAAGCCGUCAAACCUUUAGAGGUGGAAAUUCUGAAGCAACAAAAUGUAAUCUUGGGUCAAAUCUCCCACCAGACUUCGCCGUGGUCGACGCCCGCGUCACGCAAGAACUCUGACCAGGCUGCGCCGUGGUCGACACAGACGCACUCCCACAAUCCAGCGUCACGGAAGAACUCUGAAGCCUCGCAUCACACUAUCUCGCGACAGCAGUCAUUAGACACAACACAUAAUUACAACAGCAACUUUAACAACGAGGACGACGAACCCAACUACAUGAACGUUAGGCUUGAGGACGGGGUGGUCCGCCUCCACCGCGAACCGUCUGACAUCUACGACACUGUCGACACCACCUACGACCAGGUUCACGACACAAAGCCUCGUCAUUCAUCUGACAUCUACGACACUGUCGACAACUAUGAUUACUACCACUCGGGUGACAUGAAGUACUAGCAGGCACUUGCUAGCGUGCCAGACUCACUAGCUUUACUUGCUCUCCGUUAGACUAGGCUGCCUAGUUCAGGGCACUAAAAUUACGCAGCCUAGUACAACCUCCGCACACUUCCAGAAAUUUGUUUGUUAUUGGGGUUCCAGUUUCAGGAUAAUAGCCUCAACUUAAACCACUUAUCCCUGGAUACAAAAUGUUCUGUUCACCAUGUAAAUAGCGGAAACAUUGACGAAGAGAACUGCUCAAUAAGACAUAAAAUUUGGUGAAUGUUGAGGCUGGUAAAUGUGAAGAAAAUUUAUACCAGAUAUACUAAGAGAAAUAUUUCUCAUGGUUGAGGGAAAUAGUUGAUCUGUAAAUAUGUAAUGUAAACUUGAGACGAGUUAAGGUCAGAUAUAUGUACUAUUCUCACAUAAAUGUUGAUCUGUAUAUGUAAUGUAAACCUGGGAGGAGUUAAGGUCAGAUAUAUGUACUAUAGCGACAUCAAUGAGAAAAUAUCGAAGCGAUGCGAUGGGAUUAAACUUUCGUCCCAGGCCUCCCCAGAUACGUGUACUCCCCGCUGAACCAUGACAUGCUAAUCGUAUCCCAACCACAAGUAUUUAUUCUUCAGGGCCAGCAUCUGUCUAGUGGCCAUGACGGGGACGGGAAGCCGGCGGCUUAUUAAAGAUACCCCCAGUUUUCCUAAAUAAAAAUUCCAACUGGAUUUUGAACUGCAUUAAGGGCUCCGGCGGGUAGGCCGUUCCACGGGUUUAUAACCCUGUGGGUUAAGAAACAACUGUUCUCAGUCCUACAUUGUGGCUUGUUGAGCUUGACACUGUUGUUCCUUGUUUGUGUUACAUUGUGGCUUGUCACUGUUGUUCCUUGUU
Messenger RNA from Procambarus clarkii (red swamp crayfish), 2618 nucleotides. RefSeq lists its product as uncharacterized. NCBI's taxonomy places the organism in Eukaryota, Metazoa, Arthropoda, Malacostraca, Decapoda, Cambaridae. The record is from RefSeq and is a predicted model, not a curated record.